This is a messenger RNA of Esox lucius (northern pike), 6062 nucleotides long. Its product is annotated as F-actin-uncapping protein LRRC16A. NCBI's taxonomy places the organism in Eukaryota, Metazoa, Chordata, Actinopteri, Esociformes, Esocidae. The record is from RefSeq and is a predicted model, not a curated record. Gene Ontology annotation, cellular component: lamellipodium; plasma membrane. The transcript is spliced from 39 exons. Gene Ontology annotation, biological process: cell migration; regulation of Arp2/3 complex-mediated actin nucleation. The coding region runs from base 370 to 4533 and encodes 1387 amino acids. Gene Ontology annotation, molecular function: protein binding.
CCGCCCAGAACCGCCGCGACUGCGAUGAUUGUGCGGUUCAGCGGGCGAGGAGGGGCUCACGCAUCACGGUUUGCUUCGUAGUACGAGAGCUCGAGUGUCGAUCGAGGGUGUGUAAUUCUCCCGGUCGGCAGUUCAUUCUCGCGAGAAGCGGACGGACCGGACGGGGAAUGAUGCGCCGAGACAAAUGUGGAGACAUCGUACGGACACCUCGAGGGGAGGGAAACAUGUAACCGAGUGUUCGUAGCGGCACCUGACACUUCGCAAGCAGGACAAUCUGUCCAUUGUUUCCAUCGCUAUUUUAGUAUUUGAUGUAUUGACAGUGUUUUCGUGAUUUCCUUUGGAAUUUGUUGCCUACCCAAGACUGCAACAAUGACUGAGGAAGUGUCAGAGGUCCCCAAAGAACUGCUUGAGAGCGUGAAGGAUGCAGUUGGAAGGAAGAUCAGGCUCUCUGUGAAGAAGAGGGUCAAACUCGAAAUGAAAGGAGACCGGCUGGAGAAUAGAGUCCUGGCUCUUGCAUCUCACCGGGCAUACCUCCUGACUGCACGCAUCCCCAGCAAGAUCGAACACAACUUUAACUAUUUGGAGAUUCAAGGGAUCAUCUGUAACAAACCCACUCAGCUGGCCCUGGAGUAUGAGCGAGGUGCUGUGUCACUGAAGCUAGUGUCUACAGAGGAAGUUAAUGAAGUGGUGGCUCACAUAGGGACCUGUCUACAGAGAAUAUGUCCUGGUCUGUCACCGAUGAAGGUGAUGAAGAAGCUAAGUAUGGAGCCUCCAGAGAGGAUCAUCAGCCUACAGACUCUAUGGGAAAGCCAGAAAGUAGCGGAACCUGGACCUUGUGGGGGUUUCUCUCAGAUGUACAGGUGUGUGUGUGACUGGCUAGGCCUGCCCUACAGAGAGGAAGUGCAGUGGGAUGUGGACACCAUCUAUCUAACUCAAGACACACGGGAACUCAACCUGCAAGACUUCAGUCAUCUGGAGAACAGGGAUCUAGUGGCUAUAAUAGCAGUGUUGGAAUAUAACCAGUGGUUCACAAAGCUGUCCACGAAGGAUUAUAAACUGUCAGCAGAUGUGUGUGACCAGAUCUUAAGGAUAGUAGCCCGGUCCAGUCGACUGGAGGAACUGGUUCUGGACAACGCAGGACUCACUAGGGAUUUUGCCCAGAAGCUGGCGACCGCUCUUGCCCAUAACCCAAACUCAGGACUCCACACCCUCAACCUUGCCAAUAAUCCACUAGAGGACCGAGGGAUCUCCUCCCUGGGUGCCCAGUUUGCCAAACUCCGUAAGGGGCUCAAGCAAUUGAACUUCUCCAGAACCUCUUUAUCAUCCAAAGGGGUGAACAGCCUUGCCCAAUCACUGAGUGCCAAUCCGUCUAUCCCCGGUGACCUCACGCACCUUGACCUCUCAGGGAACAUUCUACGAGGAGAUGACCUCCCGAAUUUCUACCAUUUCCUGGGCCAACCCAACAGCCUGAUCACAUUGGACCUGUCCAAUACGGACUGCUCUCUGGACCUGGUUUGUUCUGCUCUGCUGAGGGGCUCCGCCCAGCAUCUUUCUGUCCUUAACGUGUCCAAGAGUGUAUUUGCACACAGGAAAGGCAAAGACGUGCCCCCCUCUUUCAAGCACUUCUUCAGCAGCGCUGCUUCCCUGAGCAGCAUCAACCUUUCAGGAACCAAACUCCCCCCCGAGGCCUUAAAAGCUCUUCUGCUUGGUCUGGCUAGCAACCCCAGCCUAAAGGAAGUGUCUUUGGACCUCAGCUGCUGUGAGCUUGGCCACUGUCUCAGGUCUGGGGGCUCACAGAUCCUGGAGGGCUGCAUUGCUGAGAUACCCAACAUCUCCAGUCUGGACAUCUCUGAUAACGGUCUGGACUCUGAAUUGUCCACUCUGCUGGUCUGGCUGGCCAAGAACAGGUCAAUCCGACAUCUUUCACUGGGGAAAAACUUCAAUAACAUCAAGUCAAAGAAUCUGGCUCCUGUCCUGGACAACCUGGUUCAUAUGAUUCAGGAGGAGGAAUCUCCGCUGACGUCCUUGUCCCUGGCCGACUCCAAGCUGAAGGCCGACCUGACCAUUGUACUGAACGCCCUCGGCAGCAACACCUCCCUGACCAGGGUGGACAUCAGCGGGAACGCCAUGGGGGACAUGGGGGCUAAGAUGCUGGCUAAGGCCCUGCAGAUCAACAGCAAGCUCAGGACUGUGAUCUGGGAUAAGAACAACAUAAGUCCUCAAGGUCUUCAGGAUGUAGCAGCAGCACUGGAGAAAAACUCUACGAUCCGGUUCAUGCCUAUUCCCAUCAUCGAUGCUUCUCAGGCUCUCAAAGCAAGCCCAGAGAAGACUGAGGACGCUUUGCUCAAGAUUGAGAACUACUUGUUCCGGAACCAUGAAACUCGUAAAUAUCACCAGGAGCAGGCCUAUCGACUUCAGCAGGGCAUCGUUACCACGACAACCCAACAGAUGAUUGACAGGAUCUGUGUGAAAGUCCAGGAUCACCUGAACUCCCUGAGGAACUCUGAGACAGACAUGAUCCUGGACGACGUCAAGACAGCAGAAAAACUCAUGAAGGACGCCAGGAACUCCAAAACGCUGCUUCCUAACCUGUACCACCUCGGGGCAGCGUCCAGAGAGGAGGUCAACGGCCAGUCGGUGGGACCCAUCCAGGAGAAACUGGAGUCCAUGGCAGGGGAGGUGGCCCGAGUCAUGGAUGAACAGCUACAGGCUCUGCUGGAGUCCAUGAUGGAUGCGGCCGAAGGUCUCUGUCCCCAUGUGAUGAAGAAGACCAAUCUUCGUCAGGACCUGAUCAAAGCCAGCACAGCUAAAAUGGUGGUCCCUCGUAGCUUCGUGAAGAACACCCUGCUGGAGCAGUCUGGAGUUGACAUCAUUAACAAGAUCAGUGAGGUGAAGCUGAGCCUGGCUUCCUUCCUGUCAGACCGUAUCGUAGAUGAGAUCCUGGAUGCCCUGUCUGGAUCCCAGCACACCCUGGCGGACCACCUGGUGCAGAAGGGCCGCCCCCUGGUGCAGCAGGACUCCGCGGACCUGGAUGUCUCAGAGGAGAGGGCGCCGAAGCGUGCCACUGUGGAGCUGAUGGAGGCGGAGAGGCUGGACGACCUGGAGACAUGCAUGAUGACUCCCAAGUCCAAGAGGAAAAGCAUCCACAGUCGAAUGCUUCGGCCCGUUUCUCGUGCCUUUGAGAUGGAGUUUGACCUUGACAAGGCCCUGGAGGAUGUUCCUAUCCAUUUGGAAGACCCCCCAGGUCCUACCCCUUCCCCUGCCUCCACACUCUCCAAGCUGGAGAAGAGGCCGCCCGGGGCCCUGGGAGAGCUGCCUUCUGAAGAAGGCAAGAAGCUGCAGCAUUUCACCAAACUGCGGCCUCGCAGGAACAAGAAGAUGCAGUCCAGUAAGAUACCACAGAUCAACAGAACCGCGUCUCAGGACGGGGAACCGAAUGGCCUGCAUGUCAGAGUCGACGAAGGGGUGGACGAGUUCUUCUCCAAAAAAGUCACAAAGAUGGACUCCAAGCGGUCUCUAAAGAGCUCAGACUCCCAGGACGGAGAGAGGAAGAGGAGCAAAGGAGGCUUCCUCAACCUCAUCAAGUCCCGUUCCUCCAAGUCUUCAGACAAAGACAAGUCCGAGAAGACCCAGUGUAGCCCGGCCCCAGCUCCAGUGGCCAGUGUCCCAGAGGAGCCGUCCUCCCCCAAGGCCCCGCUGAAGAGCCAAGCUCCAGACCCCCCCACCAAGGCCAAGGAGCCCAAGAACCCGCCCAGCCAGCCCCUGGACAGCAGCAGCUCGGACCGAUCCGAGGAGCUGCGGACCCCGGACUCGGUGGAUGAGGCGUCGGAGGGCAGUCCGCAGGGGGGGCGGCGUUACGGCAUCCAGGUGAUGGGGAGUGGACUCCUGGCCGAGAUGAAGGCCAAGCAGGAAAGACGGGCUUUUGGAUCACACAAGGACAAGUUUGAUCAGUCCUCUAGUCCAGACAGCUGUGGGACUGCAAAGCCGCUUCCCGUCUCACCGGAGAGCAGGUCUCCUGGCAGCUCUAAGGCGGAGGGGUCAGCAGUGGUCGGCUCCCAGGAGACGAGCCCCCGAGGUGGGGAUGCCAAGCCUGAGGCGGCCCCUAGAGUCCGGAGCACCUCCUCCCCCAAGCCCCCUGUGCAGGGCCCCAAGCCUACACCGGCUGCCAGGCCCCCCAUCCUCCAGAAGCCCCGGACCAACAGCAGCCGAAGCAUUGACGAGGGCUGUGAGUCCCCUGGAGGAAACGUGUCUCCCAAGGUUGCAAUGCUGCCCCACACCCUUAAGAGGGUCCCCUCGGAUAAGGAGGCGCAGGGCAGUCCUCUACUGGGGGGCAACAAGACCCCUUCUUCUCAGGACGUGAGACCAGGCCCAGUGGCAGACGCUGGCAAGCAGCAGGGCCUCCUUUGCCACAACUCUGAGGACAACGCCUCCAAACCCAAGGACAAAUCCCCCAACCCGGACUUAGACAAGAGUCCCAGGGGGAAGUCUUCAGACUCUGGAGAAGAGGUCGACAAAGACUUCAUUUUCAUAUGAGAAACUUCCAGGGAAACGAAACGGGCGCCUGGUUACCCAAUCCCUGUCUGUAAUUUCCUCACUCCUCACAUAAAGAUCGAACAGACUGGCCUCUGCCUCCACUGGAGGGUAGACCACCAAGGACAGGACCACAGCAAAGGACCAACAGUCGCUGUGUGCUUGGCGGAGGGCCGAGUGACCUGUGUGAAAUGUGUUGACUUUUGGGACUCGUCAACUGACCUCAGUACUAUCAAGGUAAAUACGGCUGGAGCACUGUUCAUGACACACUGAAGUGUGUUAAGUCAAACUAAACCUUUAACCUUCGUAAAGGGGCGGGGCAUCCCUAUGUCAUCAUAGCUUUAGAAUGUCAUCAUGGCCUUGUCUUUGGGUCUUCCCAUAUGCUUGUAUUUGGCUUUCAGCUGGUAUAGGCCAGGGACCUCCGUGAUAGCCAACUUGGGUUCCAGACUGAAUUUCUCUGAUUCCCUUUCUUUGUUUCACUGGAGGCCUUCCUGCUGUAAGCAGCAAUAGUUAUUGAGAAGCUGACUGCUUCGUUUGGCCACAGGUUUCAGCCUAGUACCAACUCCUUCAGAUGUUUGGCAUUAAGUCCCAAAAGCAGUCAGCGAAAGAGCCAAAACCGACUGGCACCAAUUGAGGCUAGUUUUGUUCUGCCGGGCCUCCGGGUCUUCAGAUGGUCCUCACUGGCUGCCUGUCUUUUUUUUUCUCCCCUAUUAAUCAUGGCCUGAGUCAAAACAUAAUGACAGGAUGUAAAUAACGUUCCUCAAAUCUCGUGUUGUGAAUGCAUCACACUGUCUUGUCCAACUGGCUUGUGUUCAGUAGCUGUAAAGGCCUCCCGCUGCAUGCUUAGCAAAUCACCACUUCCUGGGAGUCCAGGAACUCUGCGUCACAAACCUGCCGCCCUAGUGAGGUGUCUCCGCCAGUGGCAGCAGGGACACCUCAGCAUUUGGAGCUGAUUGGGAAGUCCCAAUGCACUAUAUUGGUAGAAAAGGAGAAGCGUUAAUUACCUGAACGUUGUUCAUUACGCUACCGACUCAACAGAACCUGUGAUAACGGUCCUUGUAUUGUCUGUUUUUGUAAUUUAAUUUCUUCUGUUUUGGGGGAUUAAGAGCAGCUGGCUGUUUUCGGUUUGGUUCUGUGAAACGAUGUGUUAAAAUCCCUAAGACAUUGAGUGACAGCGGAGGUUUCGGCUCUGGCAGUGGGAUUCUGAUGAAUUUGUGUCAACAUUUGCAUGUGAGGUGUAUUGUAUGUGUAUGUGUGGAUAUGUCUAAUUAAUUUAAUACAUGUAAUAUAGUACAGUGUGUUGAGAGACAUACAUGUAAUAUAUGUGCGCACACACAAAUCCUAUAUUACUACGGUACUAAGCACAUUACUAAAAAGGGGGGGUUUAUAUCAUUGUAAUUUACUUGAUGUUUUUAUUCUUGUACUUAUUUUAAAUGUUGGAAAGCAAUUUCUUUUCUUGAUAUCAAUGUAUUAUUUUAAUGACAGACGCAUUGAUAUGUUUGUCUGAUCAUUUCUGAUAAGCAAAAAAAAAA